This is a messenger RNA of Acanthosepion pharaonis, 2097 nucleotides long. Lineage: Eukaryota; Metazoa; Mollusca; Cephalopoda; Sepiida; Sepiidae. The record is from the annotation of a GenBank genome assembly.
AUGCGCAAAUUGCGGCUAAUUCCGAUGUUGACUUUCAUGACAGUAACGUCUUCACUUAGUCCCUUUUGGCACAGUGCCGUCUUUCUGCGCCGACAACAAUUGGCCUUGUGUGGGCAGAACUUAAUCUUGUAUAAUUAUCAUGUCGCGGAAUCUGUUCUUAUCUCACUCUGUUCCUAUCUAUCUAUGUAUCUAUCUAAGUCUAUUUUUUCUUUCUUCCUUUCUUUCUAUCUAUCUGUCUCAGUCUGGAUCUAUCUAUCUAUCUAUCUAUCUAUCUAUCUAUCUAUCUAUCUAUCUAUCUAUCUAUCGCUUUUUGACAUUUGCAUCAUUUAUGACUUGACUUCUACUUCUUCUUCUUCUUCUUCUUCUUCUUCUUCUUCUUCUUCUUCUUCUUCUUUUCUCCUUCUAGUCGUCCUCCUCCUUCUUUUCUUCUUCGUCGUUGUCCUCUCUUCUCCUUUCUUUCUUCUCGGCGUCCUCCUCCUCCUUCUUCUCGUUGUCAUCCUACUCCUUUUUCUUCUUCUUCUUCUUCUUCUUUUCUCUCCUUCUAGUCGUCCUCCUCCUUCUUCUUCUCGUUGUCCUCCUACUCCUUUCUUCUUCUUGGCGUCCUCCUCCUCCUUCUUCUCGUUGUCAUCCUCCCUCCUUUCUUCUUCUUCUUUCUCUUCUUCUUCUUCUUCUUUUUCUUUCCUUCUAGUCGUCCUCCUCCUUCUUCUUCUCGUUGUCCUCCUACUCCUUUCUUCUUCUCGGCGUCCACCUCCUCCUUCUUCUCGUUGUCAUCCUACUCCUUUCUUCUUCUUCUUCUUUCUUCUUCUUCUUCUUCUUCUUCUUUCUCUCCUUCUAGUCGUCCUCCUCCUUCUUCUUCUCGUUGUCCUCCUACUCCUUUCUUCUUCUCGGCGUCCUCCUCCUCCUUCUUCUCGUUGUCAUCUCCUCCUUUCUUCUUCUUCUUUUCUUCUUCUUCUUCUUCUUCUUCUCUUUUUCUCUCCUUCUAGUCGUCCUCCUCCUUCUUCUUCUCGUUGUCCUCCUACUCCUUUCUUCUUCUCGGCGUCCACCUCCUCCUUCUUCUCGUUGUCAUCCUACUCCUUUCUUCUUCUUCUUUCUCUUCUUCUUCUUCUUCUUCUUCUUUCUCUCCUUCUAGUCGUCCUCCUCCUUCUUCUUCUCGUUGUCCUCCUACUCCUUUCUUCUUCUCGGCGUCCACCUCCUCCUUCUUCUCGUUUCGUCCUCCUCCUUCUUCUUCUCGUUGUCCUCCUACUCCUUUCUUCUUCUCGGCGUCCUCCUCCUCCUUCUUCUUCUCGUCGUCAUCCUACUCCUUUCUUCUUCUUCUUCUUCUUCUUCUUCUUUCUCUUCUUCCCGUCGUCCUCCUCCUCCUUCUUCAUCUUCUUCUUCUUGUCCUCCUAUACCUUCUUUCUUUCCUUCUUGUCCUCCUCCUCCUCCUCCUUCUCGUCGUCGUCCUACUCCUUUCUUCUUCUUCUUUUUCUUCUUUUUCUCGCCUUCCUCCUCUUUCUUUUUCUUCUUCUCGUCCUCCUCCUUGCUUCUUCUUUUUUUCUUCUCUCUUCUCGUCGUCCUUUGCCCCUUUUCUUCUUCCUCUUCUUCUUCUUCUUCCGAUUCCUCCUCCUCCUCCUUCUUAUUCUUCUUAUCGUCCUUCUCAUCCUUUCCUCUUCUUCUUCUUCUUCUAAAACAUUACGUCUCUCUCUCUCUCUCUCUCUCAGCACUCUUCCACAUUUACCUCUCACUUAUCCUCUUCGUUUCUUCAGCACCGGAACAGACCCACUCAUACAGACCCCGCUUUCUACACUGCUUUCUCCCUUCACACAAAUGCGGUUAUCUAUCUAUCUAUCUAUCUAUCUAUCUAUCUAUCUAUCUAUCUAUCUAUCUCUUUGUUUACUUUCUGUCUUUCUUAAUCUAUCUAUCUAUCUAUCUAUCUAUCUAUCUAUCUAUCUAUCAGUCUGUUUAUAUCUAUCUAUCUUUCUCAGUCUGUUUCUAUCUAUCUAUCUAUCUAUCUAUCUAUCUAUCUAUCUAUCUAUCUAUCUCUUUGUUUACUUUCUGUCUUUCUUAAUCUAUCUAUCUAUCUAUCUAUCUAUCUAUCUAUCUAUCUAUCUAUCUUAG